CAAGAAACUAAGGGGUCAACCCUAAUUUUCUUUAUGUUUUGAGAGAGAGAACGUAAAGGAAAAAGAACACAUAUGUCGCCGAGCUGAACCCUGCUCGAUCCACCUCGCAUUUGGCGUGGCUUUCACUCCCACUGGAGGAAUUUCCAUUUUAUUGUCGAAGGUUAUAGGGGUGAAGAACCAAAACGCUUUCAGCAAUUUCUCUGAAAGAUCCAUGAGGGUUUCUGCAAUCAGACAAGUUUCUGUCAAGCGUCUAUUCAAGAACCUCAAAUUUAUUCGAUUUCAGUCCGUUCCAUCUCUUGCCCAUUUUAAUCCAUACUAUGCUGACUCGUUUUCUGAUGACUCAGAUUCAGGUACCGAAAGAAAUAUUAUUUGUGUAGAAAAGAGAAAUAGUAACAAUAAUUGUGUAGAAUUGAGUUCAAAUGGGGUCAUUGAGAUUCUAAAUAAUUUGAAAGAAGAACCCUAUUCUGCGUUGUCUUUCUUUUACCAAUUGAAGGAACGUGGAUUCCUACAUAAUGUUUGGACAUACGUGGAAAUUAUAAAGAUACUUUGUUAUUGGCGCAUGAAUAUGAAGUUAUUUCAUGUUUUGUCAGAGGUUAUAAAGUUGGAAAAGGUGCAUUUCGGUUUUCAAGUGUUGGACUUGUUGGAGGCGAUGGUUAAGGCGAUUAAGUUCGAGCGAUGCAGUUCGUUAGUUCGGGCUAUUGAUGCUUUGAUUAAGGCAUAUGUCAGUUUAGACAUGUUUGAUGAGGCAAUUUACAUACUGUUCGAGACAAAGAGGUGUGGAGUUGGUCCGUGUUUGUGGUCUUGUAACUUUCUGAUUAAUAGAUUGGUUGAACAUAGGAAAGUGGACUCAGCUGUUGCAAUUUAUAAUGAGUUGAAGAAGCAUGGCCCGAACCCAAAUGUAUAUACCUAUGGGAUUGUGAUCAAGGCGUAUUGUAGGAAGGGUUGUUUUGAAGAAGCUGAUCGUGUGUUUAGGGAAAUGGAGGAAGCUGGGGUGACACCAGAUGUUAUGACAUAUACUACAUAUGUUGAAGGACUUUGUAAGCGUGGUUGGUCAGAUAUAGGUUAUGAAGUUUCACGAGCUCUGAAAACUAAAAAUGUACCAAUCGAUGUGCAUUGCUAUAGAGUUUUAAUUCAUGGGUUUGUUAAGGAAAAGAAACUGAAAGAGGCAGAGAUUAUUUUAGUUGACAUGGAAAAGGAAGGAUUAGUUCCUGAUAAAGAUUGUUAUCGUGCCUUAAUUCAAGGAUAUUGUGAGUCUGGGAAUACAGACAAGGCUCGGGCUUACCACAAGGAGAUGGAAGUGAAGGGUGUAAAAACUGAUUGUGUGAUUGUCACCUUAAUCCUUCAGAGCUUGUGCCAACAUGACAAGGCACCCGAGGCAGUAGAUGAGUUCAAGUACUUUAAGGAGUUGGGUGUGUUUCUUGAUGAAAUUGCAUAUAGUGUGGUGAUUGAUGCCUUGUGUAAAAUUGGAAAUUUAAAUGAGGCUGUAUUGUUGCUUGAUGAGAUGAAGGCUAAAAAAAUGAUUCCAGAUAUUAAGCACUACACCACUUUGAUUAAUGGUUAUUGUCUCCAAGGAAAAAUGUCUGAUGCUUUAAGUUUAUUUGAAGAAAUUAAGGAAAAGGGUCCCAAGCCUGAUCUUAUUACUUAUAAUGUUCUUGUUGGAGGGGUCUCUAGGAGUGGUCUUGCAGAAUAUUCAUUUCUUCUUCUGGAUGAUAUGAAAGGACUAGGUUUGGUUCCAGGCACCGCAACGCAUAACUUGAUAAUUGAAGGCUUAUGUUUAGGAAGAAAGGUGGAGGAAGCUGAAAUGUACUUCAAUAGAUUGGAAAAUAAGAAUAUAGAAAACUAUUCUGCCAUGAUUAACGGGUACUGUGAAUCUGACAAUUCAAUGAAGGCAUAUAAGCUUUUCCUUAAGUUAUUCAGGGAAGGGUACUCUGUGAAAAAGGCUUCUCGUUUGAAACUCCUUAACAGCCUCUGUUUGGAAGGUGAAUAUGACAAAGCUGUCAAACUAUUUGGGAGGGUGCUGUCCUUGAAUGACGGUCCUCGUAAGAAAAUGUAUGACAGGCUUAUUGCUGCUCUUUGUUGUGCUGGUGAUGUGAAAAAUGCCCGAUUGGCAUUUGACGAUAUGGCUUUGAGAGGAUUAUCUCCAGAUGUAAUUACCUACACCAUAUUAUUGAAUGGUUAUUGUAGGGUGAAUUGCCUGCACGAGGCCCAAAAUCUUUUUAGUGAUAUGAAGGAAAGGGGUAUUAGUCCCGAUAUUAUCACUUUUACAGUAUUACUUGAUGGCUAUUCUAAAGGAAAUUGGAAAAAGGCCCGAUGUCAAACAGAUGCAAGAAAUAACGAGGAAGUGAAGCAGAAGGCUUCAGCCAUUUGGUGUGAAAUGGAGGAAAUGGGAUUAACACCUGAUGUCAUUAGCUACACAGUUUUGAUUGACUGUCACUGCAAAUCAGAUAACUUUCAAGAUGCUAUUGGCAUCUUUGAUGAAAUGAUUGAUAGAGGUUUAGUACCUGAUACUGUGACAUACACAGCCCUCCUAUGUGGCUAUUGCAAGCGGGGGUUUGUGGACAAGGCUAUUGCUCUUGUAGAUAAUAUGUCAGCCAAGGGAAUACCGCCAGAUAGCCUUACCAUGUCAACAUUACACCAAGGUAUCGUGAGGGCAAAAAAAUUGCAAUUUCGACACUGAAUUUGCUUCUGACUCUCAAGGGUUCAAGAAACAGUAAGAUAGAUUGAUGGCAAAAUUUUCUCCCAGAGCGGAGAAAGAUGAACAGUCAAAUCACACGGCAUUGUUAAUAUACUUUUGCCUGAAUCAACACUACAACAUCAUAGAACUGAUGCGAAAGGCUGGACAUGGUGAAUGAGAGAGAUUUGAUUUAUAUUUGUGUGGCUUCUGUUUUUGCAGAAUCAACCCCUACAACAUCUUAGCGCUGAUGCAAAAGGAAGAAAUAGGACGGGCAUGCGAGUCGUUCAAACUCUCAAGUCUGGUUUCCCAGGGAUGCAAGGGCCAAAACCUGCAUUUAGCAGGGAUCACGACCGGUGAAGAAGAAGGUCCAGAAUCCUUAACAAAAUUGAGAUGUGAACUAAGUAAGUCAAGGAAAAAGAAUAAACCACGUAAACAGUUGGAAGAAGCAAGCUAUGAAGCCAACUAAUAAAGCAGCUAAGCAUCAUUGAUUUGUUAAAUCUUUGCUUGACCAACUUUCAACCUUCGUGAGGAUUUGGUGUGAACUAUUCGACAGAUUCUCACUUUGUUGUAACUCGUCUCACCUCUUGAACGAAAACAAGAUACCUUUUAUUAGGAACCAAUA
Olea europaea var. sylvestris is the source of this 3296-nucleotide messenger RNA. Its product is annotated as pentatricopeptide repeat-containing protein At2g26790, mitochondrial. The record is from RefSeq and is a predicted model, not a curated record. Gene Ontology annotation, molecular function: protein binding. The coding region runs from base 212 to 2677 and encodes 821 amino acids. Lineage: Eukaryota; Viridiplantae; Streptophyta; Magnoliopsida; Lamiales; Oleaceae. The transcript is spliced from 4 exons.